AUGCGCCCCGGGCUCUGUCUCUGGACGACCGUGUGCUGCGAGUGGCUGCUGGGAGACCGGAAGCCUUCCCCCGAGGAGCUGGACAAAGGCAUCGACCCUGACAGCCCCCUCUUUCAAGCCAUCCUGGAUAACCCGGUGGUGCAGCUCGGCCUGACCAACCCCAAAACGUUACUAGCGUUUGAAGACAUGCUGGACAACCCCCUGAACAGCACGCAGUGGAUGAAUGACCCGGAGACGGGCCCGGUCAUGCUGCAGAUCUCCCGGAUCUUCCAGACCCUGAACCGCACGUAGGCGCGCGGCCGCUCCUCCGGGCUGCUGGGCGCCUGUCCCGGGAGCCGGCGUGGCCCCCCCCCCCCCCCCCCCCCGGUGCCGGAGCCGCAGGCUGGGGGGAGAAGGGGGGCCGGCCGACCCUGCCCUCCACACCCGCCCCAGGUCGUCAGAGCUCCGACCUCGGGGGCCCUUCUCCCGCUCCCGUCUUCUGCUUAAACACGUGUGUGAUGGCAGCGUGCAGGCCGGCCGCACCUCUAGCCUCCGAGCGUGUUUACAGGCGCGGCUGCUCCGGGAGGGGUCCCCUCCCGCCACCGUGCCCCGCGGGGCUCUGGAAACGCUCCCUGCCCCGACCCGUAGGCGCUGCUUGUUACUGGGAAGAAGGCAUGUUUCAGCCCAAAGUGUUAAGUCAGUACUAACUUAAGUAGAGGAAAUCACAGAUGAGUUUUCUUUAAUAAAUAAAUUCCCUUUUUCCUGUU
This is a messenger RNA of Hyaena hyaena (striped hyena), 746 nucleotides long. RefSeq names its product ubiquitin-associated domain-containing protein 1-like. The record is from RefSeq and is a predicted model, not a curated record. The coding region runs from base 1 to 291 and encodes 96 amino acids. The transcript has 3 exons. Lineage: Eukaryota; Metazoa; Chordata; Mammalia; Carnivora; Hyaenidae.